Molecule: messenger RNA, 616 nt
Organism: Trichophyton rubrum CBS 118892
Lineage: Eukaryota; Fungi; Ascomycota; Eurotiomycetes; Onygenales; Arthrodermataceae
Exons: 1
Coding region: 164-613 (149 amino acids)
Source: RefSeq, a predicted model, not a curated record
ACGGUCAGGCAAGGCCGUUAUCUGUCUCCUUUAAAACCGUCCUUGGAGAGAGCGUCUUGCGAUACCGGCCGGUUUUAGUUCUCCACACCAUAAUCACUACCUAGCUAUCCUAACUACCCCUUCUACGACCGUCACUCUGGCGCUCUCAACUUCUUCUCUGACCAUGAACCGCAUGCUCGAUCCUCCCCUGCGAAAUCCAUUUCAUGCGCCUCCCGUCAGCGAUCUCACUGCGAAAUCAAGAACUAUACCACUGCUCUCCCCCUCGGGCCCCGCAGGCGACUCUGUCAGUCCUAGUGACCCCAUGGACAUGAGCCCGUCUGCCUCGACCUCGACCUCGAUGGCUCCGCCGCUCCAGAACGGUGCUGAGGCCGAUGCUGCAAACUCCAAUGCCAAUCCCAACGUCAAUUCCAAUUCCAAUGCUAAUAAUGCGAAUGUGAAUACCAAUGCGAACCACACAAAUGGCGCAGCUAUGGACUCGGCACAGUCGCAAUCUGCCAGCUCGAACCCCCCAAUUGGUGCUGCAGCUGCCGGACAGCAACCCAAGGUCGUCCAGACGGCUUUUAUCCAUAAACUAUACAGGUUUGAGCCCACCCCUCCCCUUUUCAUGAUGUGACAC